GCAAGUGCGCUUUUGAGUCACACGUACAGGGUGGGAGGAGUGACUUCCGCAGGAGCUGUGAACUGCGUACAACACGGCAGCGUAAAGUCCGAAGUUGUUUAUCCAUUUGGACUGCGUGCUGCACACCCAAACGAAUCCAGGCUCACUCACGUCAGUCCCAUCAUGGCCGAAGUGGACGAGUCUCAGUUUUCUAUCAUGAGUCUGGAGGAUGAGCUGACCUGCAGCAUCUGUCUGAGCACCUUUGACUGUCCGGUGACCAUCCCCUGCGGACACAACUUCUGCCAGGACUGCCUGCUCGCCACAUGGAAGGAGUCGUACAGCUGCCCUCAGUGUCGGACCCUGUUCGCCACCAGACCCGAGCUGAAGAAAAACACGGUCCUCACCGCCGUCGUGGAGACCUUUAAAGUGAGAUCGAGCAAGAACGAACCCAACCUGACUGUAGAGGAGAGCCAAGUGAAGAAAAAGGAGAUCCUCCGCUGUGAUACCUGCAUGGAAGCAGAGGCGUCGAAGACCUGCCUCACCUGCAUGGCGUCUUACUGUGAGGAGCACCUGCGCCCUCACCGGGAAAAUCCUAUUUUCCGUCUGCACAGCUUGAGCGAGCCUGUCGGGGACCUGUUGGAGCGCAUCUGCCCCGACCACCACAAGCUGAUGGAGCUCUUCUGCACCCAGCAUGAUCGGCCAAUCUGCAGCUUCUGCCUCCAGCAGGUCCACAAAGGAUGUUCCUUCACAACCCCUGAUGAACAAAGGAGCCGGAAAGAGUCUGACCUGAGGAGCAAUUUGGGUUUGCUAGAUGGGAAGAUUGUGAAAAAUGAGACCAUCAUAUUUGAAAUGAAGGACAUGCAGAACAAGCUAAAGGACUUGGCGACCAGCAGGAAGAGAGCUUUGACAGCUGAGUAUCAGCAGAUGAAGGAGAUGUUGGUCCAAGAUGAGCGCGAAGCUCUGAACGCAGUGGACCGAGAGGUGGAAACUGGUCAGACCAAACUCAGAGUUCUUAUGAAGAAGUUUGGUGACAACGUUGACAACAUGACGAAAGCUAAAGAAGAAAUCCACAGCCUGCUGAGUCGCUCUCAAACCCAGGCCUUCCUGCAGGCACCAUUUAACCUCCCCCAAGCUAUUAACUUUGAGCCUUACUCUCCUAAAAUCAGCCUGGACUCCAAGAAGGUUUUGGCAUCACAGGCCUUUGCUGCUGCCCUGAAGCAGCAUCUGACAGAGAUCUUCAAACAGCCCGUCGAGAGCCGACUACCAUUAAAUACACCAGGUUCAGCCUACACUACUCUGUGGUCUACAGUGGGGUCUCCACUGGGCUCCGGAAAUUUAUUGGAAUAUGAGGUGGAGUCCAGUCCAGGUCACCUUAAACUCCCCAGGUCUCACAGUCCAGGUCCUCAGGCCAAAACAGCCCAGAAGAAAAAGACUCCAAAACCCAAACCAAAAAAUCCUCAGACCACUGGGGACGGUAUGGGUGAUAAAAAUACUGGCCGUUCAAUGGAAAACCUGUUGGAGUUUGGAGGGAAACCCAGAGGCCGUACUCCUGCAGCUGAACCUAAACAGAAACCAGAAACUACAGAUAUUCCCCCAGACAUAAGCACAGCUGAAAAGAGAAGUGAACUACUGAAAUAUGGCACAGUACUCACCUUCAAUCAAAGGACCGCCCAUAAACGCAUCGCGCUGACUGAGAACUUCACUAAGGCCUCGGUGUCAGACGAUCACAUAAACUACCCCGACUGCCCCGAACGCUUUGCUGUCUGCUCCCAGGUGCUCGCCUCCAAGGGUUUCUCUACAGGGCGCCAUUACUGGGAAGUGCGACUGAGCAGCAGUAACUUCGUUGGCAUAGGCUUGGCUUACAACAGCAUCGACCGCAAAGGCCCCACCAGUCGACUGGGCCGCAACGCCCAGUCCUGGUGUGUCGAGUGGUUUAAUGUCAAGUUGUCAGUCUGGCAUAACAGCAGCGAGACCGUGCUUGCUAAUCCAAAUCCAAAGCGCGUAGGCGUGCUGUUGGAUUGCGAGGCCGGCACUGCUACAUUCUACAACGUGGCUGACAGGGCGUAUCCCUUCCACUCCUUCAUGUUCCCCUUCGCUCAGGCUGUCUAUCCAGCCUUCUGGAUUUUCUCGAGUGGCUCCUUCAUUACUUUGUGCAAGCUGCAGUAAUGAGUUUGCAGUCAGCUAGUCGGCUCUUUGUUAAAGGUGCCCAGUGGAGUUUUCUUGUAAACACGUAACUUAUUGUCACUAUGUAACUAUACGUAACUGUAGAAUAUUCAUUAAAUUUUUUUUAGGUCUAAAAGUGCAGGAAAGAAAUUUUGCAAAGCUAAUUUAUUAAAAUGCAUUAUGUAAUUAACAAGGUAAUUAUUAUGGUUAACAAGCUGCCUUCUACUUAACUGCAUGUGUAGGUGUUGGUCGCUGCAUUUUUUGGCUUGUUGGAUUCAUGAACUGGUUCAGUAAAUAACCAUGAAACUAAAUUGAGGCAUUAUAAAUCCUAUGCAUCAGUGCUGACAGUAGUUAGAAGCUCCACAGGGCACCUUUAAUCAAUCGCUCGUUAUUACAGACUUAAUCUACAUAAAAUUAUAUACAAUUAUUUAAAUGGAGGAACAAAAAAGAUUGAUUAGAAAAAGUAAUUAGUUAGCAAUAAUUUUUGAAUGUUUUAAACACCAAAAAGUUGAACCACGAUAUUUUUCACAUCAGGACCGAUUAUAGCUGCUGUCUGGGAACUAUUUGUUCAGCUGUUGUUGAAGAGGAAAAUGUUGUCUUUACACAACUGAUCAGCAUCUUUAUUGACAUUUGAUCAGGUUAAAUAUCACUGUCUCAUAGAGAUUUCUGUUACUGCUUUUCAUGUACAUCAGAGGUGUCAAACAUGAGGCCCGUGGGCUAGGAUCGGCCAAACAAAGAUUCCAAACUGGCCCACUUUGGAAAAUGUGAAGAAGGGCAAACAUUUUGGACUCUUAACUGUAUUUUCAUAGAUUUUACAGCUUUUGCUGCGGGUAUAGACCUUCCCCAUGCCGAUUCAUCUACAUCAAAGUACAUGGGUAACUGAUAGACAUGAAUAGAAAUGUGAUUAUUUUUACAAUGGGUCCACAUUAAAAAAAAAAGCAUUUUCUGUGAAUUAAUAAAAAUAUUCUGUUUUAUAAUUACAGUCUGGGCAGUGAGCAAUGAGCGCCUUCCUGUGAUUAUACACAUUUAUUAAUUUUCAUUUUAAGCACGGAGACAUGCUGACAGAUUUCUGUUGUUUGCUACAGCAGGACUUCCUUAUGAUGUAGAAAAAGAGAUGUGCUUUUGAAACUGCAUCUUUAUACUGACAGAACUGGGAGUUUCACUGGUUCAGCCCACUUAAGAUCAAAGUGGUCUGUAUGUGGCUCACAGUGGGAAAUGAGUUUGACAUUCCUGAUGUACGAUAAGCAGAACUGUUGCUCUAGUUGCCAAAUCUUGGGGCUAUUUCCAACUUUUUUUUUGAACCUCUGACCGCCCCAUGACCAUCCACCCGUUUACAAUAACGAUGACAUUGCCACAGCACGUAAUGUUAAUGCCUAAGUUAGGCAGCAAAGCAUUCUUGUUGCAAUCAGUGCUGUUAAUGCACUCUCUUGCUACUGAGUGAUAAUUUCUUGGUGGUAUUUGAGGGUAAUAAAACGUUCAGCUACACGUGUGCAUCCAAAUACUUGCUGUGCAAUGCGUGUAGCUGUACUUGCCGAUCUCAAAAUGGCAAGUGGGAGAACAGAAAUGCUCGAUUUGAGACGCAGAAUGUGAAUGUCCUGAUUAGUAGUGCUUUCUGCUAAUAAUGUCUGUAAGAUCUGAGGAAUAUAUGGCAGCGGUUUCUCGGUCCUGUCUGACAGUACUAGUAGACAGAGUUACGCAAACAACCGAAGUGGGUAUCAAGAGUUAAUAGCAUGUCAUAUCUGAUGUUAUUAACUUUUAUUAUCUGUGCUGGAUGUGAUAUUCAGCAGCUGAUUCAUUUAAAUGAAUUUGUCUCAAAACGCAGGUAAUGCACUAUAUCCUGUAUUUUUCUAGUGACUGUGAAGCAAAUAUGUGUUCAAGUCACUUUAAGAAAAGUAUUUAAAAACAAAGUUUGCUUUUAAAACUGCAUCAAGUCAAAAUGAAAUGUCUUGGUGUCGAGAGAAAGCAGGAUAGAAAGAAAACAUCAGACCUAAACUCAAAAGAUAAAAACCAUAUAAAUGUAUGUUGUUUUUUUUAAUGUAUACAACAAUUUCACUUUCAAUGGUGUCAGGGUUUCCUUGUGGUGUUUUUAUUUUUCGGAGAGUUUAUUUAUUUCCUGCUUUUUCUGCAGUUCUUGCAGAACACACACAUACAGUGUGUGUCCUGUGCAGGUUAUGUAUCGUGCACUGUUGAACAGAUGUGACUACAGCUGGAUCAAGCAGGGAGUCUACCUGUGAAGCACAUGUUUGCGUAGUGUUUCGAUAUCAAUUCUGCAUGUGGAGACUUUGUUUUAGAGUGUGGGAACUGAGGUUCUAAGACUGGGUGAUGCAGCGGUUUUUCAUGAUAUGAACAAUGUGUGGUGACUUUAAAGAUUUGCCUCAGCGUUACGUUACAAAAAUGCUCAAAUCUGUCCAAACUGUAAAUGAAGAAAUUAUUUGUAAAUACCUGACAUCUGAAGAUUGAUAUGAAGCUAGAGUGACUUCCAUUUGUCAGUUUCUAAAAUAUGUUUCUGUGACAUGAUUGGCUGCUUAAUGUGCACAAGCACCGCACAUGUCAUAGAAAUUUUAUCAGCAUAAGAGAAUCUAUGCUGUAGCUUGUAUCACCCAGCUCCAAAUGCUCACUUCUUUCAACUGAUGGGAACAGAAGCCAUGUUUCCUCUGUUUUCAUCAUGUUCUGAAAGUCUCUCUCCUCUUUUGUAUUUGGGUUGUUUUUAUGGCAAGAGUCACCGAUUAUCUGCAGCUGAUCAGAUCCUGGAUUUGAUCUUGGGAUAUGAUGCUUGCAUGGGAUGCCCCAUAGAAAUAAAAUGCUAUACACGUUUUUCUAUGGUAGGCAUACUAAACUAACAAGCCAUCACAAAACCUCGUUGGCUUUAAAAAGGUGGAGGAAAUGUAGCAAAACGUACGGUUUCAAAGGGGUAAAUUAUUUGUUGUAGCAAAGUUUACUCCGGCCUGUAAGAACAACGACUCUCUUCCUGAUGUGGCAUACUCCAGUCCACCAGGUGUUAAAGUGUUUAAUAUAGUGAUCACUUUAAGAGUCAGACGUGCAUCUUAUAGAAAUGAGACUAAGUGUUGAACAUCUUCGGUGUGCUUUAACAGUGAAGUUUGUGGUUCAGUCACAGCUCCUAACUUUGUUCUUUUUGACAAAGUUGGACAAACUUUACUAUAUUUAAAAGGUUCAAAAGACACUUUUGUUCAGACUGAGUGAUAAGCAAGGAAAGGUUCACACAAACAGUGUGCAAUCCAUAAACUAAGUAUAAUUUUAGGUUGUACACUGAUAUUGGUGUACUGGAUCUGAUCCUGUGUGGUGCAAUCAGCUUAUCACAGUGGAGAAAGCAUAGAAGGGUUUAAGAAACUAUCAAUACCUUUCCUGGACCGUGGUGACACUUGUGUACUCUUACUACCUUACGUUGAAAUCACAUAAUAGUGGUGUAUACAAUUAAUCAAAACAUUUUUUUUUAACUUCCUGUAGUACUUUUCGAGUUUAAGCAGACUCCAGGACUGAGAUGAUUUGUUCUGUGUAAAUUAGUGAAUGUCAGCUUAACUGUAGUCUUUGCAUCACACAGAAGUGUAGCAGUACGUGUGUUUCUGUAACGCUUCAGUGGUUAACCAUCUUGUGCUCUUACUGUCUUUGAAAAAGUGCUUGUUAGUACAUUAUAUUUAAGGUGUUCAUGCUGUAUUCUCUUGGAUUGCUAUAUUGCAUAAUCAAAAACUGCAUUGCAAGUUAACCAGUGAAUAUUGCUAAUAAAGGGUUUUUCUGAUUCUCAAA
This is a messenger RNA of Maylandia zebra (zebra mbuna), 5904 nucleotides long. Its product is annotated as E3 ubiquitin/ISG15 ligase TRIM25. Gene Ontology annotation, molecular function: protein binding; zinc ion binding. NCBI's taxonomy places the organism in Eukaryota, Metazoa, Chordata, Actinopteri, Cichliformes, Cichlidae. The record is from RefSeq and is a predicted model, not a curated record.